AUGUACGCAGAGAAUAGAGAGACAGAAAAGACUGAUGAUGAUGAUGAAAGAGAAACCAUUAUGACUAGUGAUUCACCGAUACCUACAAGGUCAUCAUUUAUGCAAAAUACAGUAGAUUAUCUAGAAUAUCUUGCAGAGCAAGACGAAUAUGCACCACCACAAGCUCCAAAACAUGAUCUUGGUCCUUCCGAUCAUUCAGACCCACCUACCGAAUUAUCUUCUUCAUUUGGCCAAUAUCCAACAUAUCCGUCAAAUCCUGAGAUAAUUGAACAAUAUAUAUCACAAUCUUCAUUACCUUUAUCUCCUCUAGAUGAGGUUCGGAGCAAAAUGGUUGAUAUACAAACAGUUCCUUCACAUCAAAUAAUGAUAUAUUCUCAUAACCCACAAUUUCAAAAUGUUUCUAUCGAAAUGACUGAGGGUAUGACUCAUUCUUCUUCUUCGCAACAACGACAAGAAAAUUUAGUCCCAUCGUCAUUAACAUUACCAAGUGUAACCAUGACGAGAAAUCGUUCGAGAAUUAAAAACCCAAAAAUUGAAAAUAUGCCACAAAUACGUUCAGGUUUCACUGCUCAAAUACAAACGAGUAAUACUCCUCUUAGGCAAGAAUUUAGAGAGAGUGAUAUUAUGUCUCCUACUCAUCUUAAACAAUUGCAAUCACAAUCUAGGCAUAGUAACAUUUCAACGUCGUUUUUAAGGAAUAGUGUUAGUAGUAAUGAUUCGAUAUUACAAACUGAAGUAAGAGUCGCUCAUGGCGACCCCGAUGACCCUUUAUUAAAUAAUCAAAAUCGUCUCAAUAAUUCCAAAAUUACCACUCGAUCUGUUCCUUUUCCCCAACAACUAGUUCCUCACUACCAUCAUCAAUCUCAAAAUAAUGAAGAUGAAGGCCUUACAUCUCCUAUUUCUCCUGGUGCAAUAACAGAAACUCCAUUACUUAAUUCUGGUAAAAAAAGUUUUACUCCAAAAGGUUUAAUUAUAUGUCUCUGUUUUGGUGUUAUUGCUGGAAUAAUCUUUACUUUAUGGGCUGUAACUACUUUGGUGCCAAAUAAUGUACCUAAGGCUGGUAACAAAGCUGUAAAUGCUAGGCAACCAAUACCAAAGAUAUGA
Cetraspora pellucida is the source of this 1104-nucleotide messenger RNA. NCBI's taxonomy places the organism in Eukaryota, Fungi, Glomeromycota, Glomeromycetes, Diversisporales, Gigasporaceae. The record is from the annotation of a GenBank genome assembly.